Messenger RNA from Aphanomyces astaci, 1965 nucleotides. RefSeq lists its product as hypothetical. The record is from RefSeq and is a predicted model, not a curated record. The coding region runs from base 450 to 1919 and encodes 489 amino acids. Lineage: Eukaryota; Oomycota; Saprolegniomycetes; Saprolegniales; Verrucalvaceae. The transcript is spliced from 7 exons. Gene Ontology annotation, cellular component: cytosol.
CGACUUCACAUUACUAUUGUUGCCCCUGCGCAUAAAUGUAAACCGAAACGGUGGCAGUUUCGUCAUUUCACAGCACCAUGGAGGCGCCGUCGGCCGGUGGUGAAGCGUUGACACUCCUCGCGGGCAUUGCUAAGAUGGAGCUGGAUGGCUGGACCAAGCAUGUGCGCGCGGACGCGUCCGACCAACUAAAGGCGAUGCGGCAAGGAAUGGGCGCGGACGCAUCCGACCAGCUAAAGGCGAUGCGGCAAGGAAUGGGCGCGGCGAGUCGGGCAAGGGCCAAAGCACGAGCGGAGCGGGAGCGACGCACCAUGAAGCGCGAGGGCAUGUACAACCCCCACGUGAUCAAAGCCAAGGCCGCGGCCCAACUGCGUAAGGAGGAGCUCACCAAGGCAAGCCUCGUCCUCGUGCUUCGUCGAUAGUAUGAAACUGCACUUUGCAUUUGGUAGCUCAUGAAAGACGUGAAUGUGCUGCUGCGUAAAGAGCGCAAGAACAUUCCCCAGUGGAUUCGGAAAUACAAAGAUGAAGACCCCCGCUGUGUGUAUUACCACAGCAUGCUGCGGCGGGUGGGGCUGCCAGAACGCCACGCUCGAUUUGCGCCUUGGUUCUUAAAGUCCAACCAGCUCGUGCUCAACAAGUACGGCCAAAAGCUGUUUGAUCGGUUCGAAGCAGCCUACUUGGCGCAAGCGGAGCGCCUCAACGACACGGAGGCAGCCGUGCAGAGCCACCAGGCGUUUGUCAAGCGCGUGGCGUGUCUUCAACUAGGCCCUCGAGAGCAGAACCAAUCGUUGUUGCAGCGGGCGUACCGGACGGCGUCGUUUCCCGCGCCAAAACUCCACGUCGCCGAUUCAACGAGUGUGGUCCAUCCAUUGCUUCGACAGGACAACAACAGGAUCAACGAAGACGAUGAUACGCCGCUCGCGGUGGUGGCGGACAAGGACGACAUGGACGACCCGACCGCCAAAGUGAUUCCCAUUGCGCCUGUGAAACUCACGGCGGCGCCCCCCGGACUCGCCCCCGCCGUGCCCGGCAAAGUCGAAAGCCACGGCAAACACUUGUAUCAUGCGUACAACGGGCGGUGGAAGGACGGGCACAUGCGAGGGCCUGUGGGGGUGUACGAGUUUGCGGAUGGGGGGAAGUACACGGGCGCGUGGAAGGACAGCGUGCAGUGUGGCAUGGGCACGGCCGAAUACCCAAACGGAACGGCGUAUGUGGGGCAGUGGAAAGAGGGCAAGUACCACGGUCAAGGCAAGUGGUCGUCCAAGAGUGGGAUCGAAUACGCGGGCGAGUGGAAACAUGGCAUGCGGGAUGGCAAAGGGCGGCUCACGCUGCCAUCGGGGGCAACGUACGAAGGAGAGUUUUACAAAAACCAACGGCACGGCCUCGGCGUCGAAUCUAGCCCGUUGGGGUACAAAUACAAGGGAGGGUUUCGCAUGAAUCGAAUCUAUGGCCAAGGGCAAGUGGAGAUUGAAAUGGACAACGGCAAACUCCACGUGUACGCAAAAGAGCAGUGGCAGCCGUGUUUGUUGGGGGAGGCUGCGAUGGAGGCGAAAUCGCAUUGGCUCGGGAUCGACGCCCACGACGAAGUGUUGAUGCGGAGACUCAUGCGCGUCCGCGACGAUUUCCGCGCCGAUGACCUUCAAGAGAACUUUCAUGUGCAGGAGGCCCAGCGCAUCGUGGACGAAGAGCGAGCGAGGAAGCAGGCGCUGCGGGAAGCCAACAAGGACAAGCGCGACGCACUGGCCAGGGCCAAGGAAGCGUUUCAGAAUCGCAUCUUGCAAGCCGACGAGAGCGAGGACGACGAAAAUGCGCCAAAAUCCAAUGUUACGCCAAGUGACGACGAUGACGACGAUGGUGACGAUGACGAUGGCGAUGACGAGAGCCAAGACGACAGUAAGGACGACGACGUCGCAUCUGGUUAAUUAAUGCGACAAUGUGCUGCAAAGUCUGUUGUGCAAGUUGAACGAG